AAUUAUAUUUAAAAGGUAGUGAAGUGAAACUCAAGUAGACAUGAUAAUUUGAAAGAAAUUGAAUAAUUAUUGAGAAUGGAGAGGGCGCGAGCGAGAGGUGCGGCGGCUAGAGACGACAGAGAUUCCAGACGGCGGCAGGCUUACAGGCGGCGACAGGGUAACGAUGGGUCCGAUAACCUGGUUCCAGGGAAGGCAUUUUUCUUCUACAAUUUUCCAGAGACAUGUUGCGCAAAGGAUUUAUGGUAUCACUUUCAAAAGUAUGGGCGUGUUGUGGAUGUCUAUGUGCCUGGGAGAAGAGAUAAGCGGGGGAAACGGUUUGGGUUUGUACGCAUGUCUGGAGUGCAGUCUGCAGAGGAAAUGGAGAGGAAGCUUAAUGAUCUCUGGAUUGGGUCAUAUAAGGUUCGGGUAAAAGUUGCAGAGGACAGGAGGCGGCAAUUCUCUAGAGUUAGAAGGGCUCCGAGGGUCUUAGAGGUAAGAAAACCAGAGCACAGAAUGGAUAGACUUGUUCAACCGGGCCAUUCUUAUGCACAGGCAGUGGUGGGGGUUCGUUCACAGAGUAGGGAGCCUACCAAUAGUGCAGGGGCAGCGCGCGAGAAGGAAGGGCAACUUGUGGAGAACGAGAUAACUGGUUCCUGUGUCAAGGAGGCUGUAGGUCAUGAGAGGGUGGAGAUCAGAUCUGAGCAGUCCAAGGAAGAGGCUAUUGAAUUUGCACCAACGAAGGAAGAAACCAAAUGGCUUGAAGGAAGUAUGGUUGCUGAGGAUGUUUGGUUGAUUACUCUCAGCAAAAUAAAGACUUGUUCGAUUUAUGGUUUGAAUCGGUGUAACCAUGGACAUUGGCAACUCCAGCAAGCUGUAGGUGAAUUGGUGGGUGAAGUGGUUCGGAUUCAUGAAGAUACUUCAAACAAGAUUAUAUUGGGUGACGGAAGGGUUUUAAUCCUCUACUCUGAAAAGAGUAAGAUUCUCCGAACUGUACUAUUGAAAGUGGAGGACCAGGUGUAUGAGGUAGGGAUGAUGGAGGAAGAAUGGCGUUCCGAUCCCGAUUGGUGGCUGUCGGACGGCGAUAGGCGGUGUGAAUCGGAAACUGAAUCGGAAUAUUCAUUAUUGCCUAACGGUAGUGAGGAUGCUGACUUGAUUCACGCCGCAAUAAGUGGAGGGAAUGCGGAUAUAUUUGAGGAGGAGAUGCUGGAGAAGGAAGAUGAUUCAAAUUCAAACAGGAAUUUUGUAACAGAUGGCAGUGAAGGCCGGCUUUCCGAAACGGAAGAUAUUGAAGACGGGUUUAGUGGGCUUAAUAAUUGUAAUGGGUUGGAAAGGGUUCAGCGGACUGGACCUGAGGAGUCUUAUGGGCCCAGUGCAAAGAUGUCUCCAAAGAGGGCCAGGGUCGGUACUAAAAUAGCGUCUGUAGCAACCAAAGAGCAUGUCUUGACCCCUGUUCAGCAACUGGAAAACAGGGGUGCGAUGGGUAAGCGGCGGAAGCAUCUUGUGGAGUGCUACCCGCCAAAUCUGGCUGAAAUUGGAGACAAUAGCACCCAAUGGGUCACGGCGAGGUCCAAGCAGAGACAACGAAGAUGGAAACAGGCUCAACAGGAGGCGCCGACGGAGGUAAGGGAAAGUAUCUCUCUUUUGGAUCGGUGCCUAGCUAAUAGAAAUCGGGUGAUUCAGAGGGAAAUGAAUUUACUAGAAGUUAGAAGGUUGAUUAGUGUGGGGAAGAGGCUGGGUGUUCAGAUUCAAGGGAAUGAAGAGGAGGUCCAGUCCAGAUUGUUGCAACUAGAAGAUCCGGUGGUGGUGACGGGGCAGUGUAGGAACGAUGCGGGAUUGGGGGGAUCGGUGAAAAGGAAGGAGGUAGGGAGAGUGGUAAGAAUCGAGAGGCCUGAUUUUUUGUUUUUGCAAGAGACUAAAUUGCAGAAAGUGGAUGGAAGCGUGUGUAUGGGGUUGUGGUAUUCUGAUGAAUGUGACUGGGUUAUGAAGGAAUCAAUCGGUGCUUCAGGGGGUUUAAUUUGUGUCUGGAAUACUGUUAAUUUUGUUAAGCUAGGGGAGUUUGUUGGAGAUGGGUUUUUGGGGAUUGAAGGGAUUUGGGGUUCGGGAAAGGUGCUAUGUUAUUUUGUGAAUGUGUAUGCUUCCCAGGAUAGGUGUACAAAGGCGAGGUUAUGGGAGGAGUUGGGUACGAUGGUUAUGGAAAAGGGAGGUUGUUGGAUGAUUGCAGGUGAUUUUAAUGCUGUUAGAUGUCCUGAAGAAAGGAGAGGUAGAACUGGAGUAUGUCCAGAGAUGGAGGAAUUUAAUGUGUUUAUCGAGUCAACAGGAUUGGGGUUACAUGGAUUAAUUCGAAAAUCAGAGGAGGAGGGGUUGUUUAGGGGUGUUGAAGUUGGGAAGAGGGGCCUGGUUGUAUCCUUGCUCGAGUUUGCUGACGAUACCGUGAUUUUGGGUAAAGCUGAUGGGGAGAAUGUUUUCAUGGUUAAAGCAGUGCUACGAUGGUUUGAGUUGAUGUCCGGGUUGCGGAUUAAUUUCAGUAAAAGCAGUGUUUACGGCUUUAAUGUAUCGACAAGGUGGUUGAAUGGGAUGGCUUGUUCCUUACGGUGUGGGGUUGGAAAAACACCUUUUUUGUAUUUGGGUCUACCUAUUGGUGGUAAAUUUGGAAGUAAAAAAAUGUGGGAACUAGUGGUAAAUAAGUUUCGUGCCAAACUUGCCGUCUGGAAGUCUGUUUCGUUGUUUUUUGGCGGCCGCAUCACUUUGCUCAAUACGGUACUCUCUGCUUUACCCAUUUUUUACAUGUCUCUAUUUUUAAUUCCUUGUUCUGUGGUUGCUGAAUUGGUUAAAAUCCAAAGGAGGUUUCUGUGGGGGGGGGGGGCUGGAUUGAGUAGGAAAAUUCCAUGGGUUAAAUGGGAUGUGGUUUGCGGCAACAAGGCGCAGGGAGGUUUAGGGGUGUCGGAUUUGCGUAGGAAAAAUUGGGCAUUAUUAGCAAUUUCUAAUUUAAGAGUGUCGAAGGUAUGGAAGGAUAUCAUUAGCAUCGGGGGGAGAUCAGUUAGGCUGAGGAAUAUGUUAGGGAAUGGGUUUAGAUGGGAGGUAGGGUGUGGAAGUAGGGUGGGUUUUUGGAGGGAGAAGUGGGCGGGUGACAAUUCUUUAAGGGAUUUAUGUCCCAGACUAUUUGCCUUGGCUGCGAAUAAGGAAGGUUCGGUGGGUGACAUGGGGGAAUGGGUAGGAGAUAGGUGGCAGUGGAAUCUGGUUUGGAGAAGGGGGAGAAUGGGGCGAGAAAAGGACGAGGAGGAGGCUUUGUGGGGGGUAGUGGAUUGCGUUCAUUUAAAGAAAGGUCGGGAGGACGUUUGUUCUUGGAUUCAUGACCCAGGGGGAAAAUAUUUGGUUAGGACAGCUUAUGAAUUUUUAUUUCCUGAGGAGUGUCAUCUGGAUACCCAAUACUGUAGGCUUAUUUGGUGUAGCAAGAGGGAUUGCUUUGUGGUUUGUGUCAUGAAGGGCUGGAGGAUGUAGAUCAUUUAUUUUGUACUUGUAGGGAAGCUUGGUUAGUUUGGGUUAAGGUGCUGAAAUGGUGGGGUUUUGAAACUGUCAUGAUGUAUACAGUUAGGGGUGUGGCAGAUUUCUUCUUGUUUGAUUUAGGUAGAGUUAUAGGGAAGGAGUUGGGUGCAUGUGUUUUUCUUGUUGUUGCAUGGUAUCUUUGGUAUUGGAGGAAUGCUUUUGUAUUUAAGAAUUAUGGGAGUAUGCAGGAGUGUUUGUUGGAUAAGGUACAAAUGAAGUCUUUCUUUUGGGUUAAAAAUAAAGUGGAUGGCUGUGCUUUCUCUUUGUAUGAGUGGCAGAUGAAUCCAAUUGAGUGUGCCUUAGCUAUUAAAAGGUAUAAGAGGAUGUUGAAGAGUUUUCAAAAGCAGCAGCAACGUAGUAUCUGAGUUCUUCAUGUAGGCAUUCAUGAGAUGCUGUUUCUGGUCAGCUUUGCUAUUUUUGGCAGCUGGUCUGGUUUGUUAAUGCCAACACUAGGAUCUUACCUUUGUAUAUGGGUUGGAGUACCCCUUGUACUCCCUCAAAUAAUAUAAUUUCCUUUGUUUU
Rubroshorea leprosula is the source of this 4044-nucleotide messenger RNA. Lineage: Eukaryota; Viridiplantae; Streptophyta; Magnoliopsida; Malvales; Dipterocarpaceae. The record is from the annotation of a GenBank genome assembly.